GAGCGGGCCGCCCUCUGCUGCUCUGCUGGAAGCCUCUUUUCUGGUUGGUCUGGCUGGAAGUGACCGGCUCCCGCGCUCCGCGGACAUAAAAAGGAGGCUUUCAGCCGUUCUGGAAACAUUUCUCUGAGUCGAGACUUACGAGAGCAUCUAACAAUGAGUGGCCGAGGCAAAACCGGAGGAAAAGCCAGAGCUAAGGCAAAGACCCGCUCCUCCCGUGCCGGGCUCCAGUUCCCAGUCGGCCGUGUUCACAGGCUGCUCCGCAAAGGGAACUACGCUCAGCGUGUGGGAGCCGGCGCCCCCGUCUACCUGGCGGCUGUGCUGGAGUACCUGACCGCUGAGAUCCUGGAGCUGGCUGGAAACGCUGCCCGCGACAACAAGAAGACCCGGAUCAUCCCCCGUCACCUGCAGCUGGCUGUCCGCAACGACGAGGAGCUCAACAAGCUGCUGGGCGGAGUGACCAUCGCUCAGGGCGGCGUGCUGCCCAACAUCCAGGCCGUCCUGCUGCCCAAGAAGACCGAGAAGCCCGCUAAGAAGUAACACUGGAGACCCGCUGACUGCUGGAAACCAGACCCAAAAAGGCUCUUUUAAGAGCCACUCACUCUCCUGAUAAAGACCUGUUUCUCAUGUGCCGCUGAAUGGAAAAAAUAACCUAUUGAUUUAAUAUAUUUAUAUCAUCAUAACUCCAUGAACACGAUAAACCAAUAACUUUGAGGAAAAACCCUACAGGCCUGUUGCCAUUUCGAAAGACAAGUCUAAUAUUAUUUAGCUUCCUCCAAAUAUAAUCCACAAUGACCAUAGAUCAAGAGAACUUCCUGUUUUUGUUGGUCAAUUUUUUUUUUUUUUUUUUUUU
Molecule: messenger RNA, 850 nt
Organism: Perca flavescens (yellow perch)
Lineage: Eukaryota; Metazoa; Chordata; Actinopteri; Perciformes; Percidae
Product: histone H2A
Exons: 2
Coding region: 154-537 (127 amino acids)
Cellular component (GO): nucleosome
Molecular function (GO): DNA binding; protein heterodimerization activity; structural constituent of chromatin
Source: RefSeq, a predicted model, not a curated record